UGAUCCUAGUCUUCAAAACCCUGGGUCGGUGGCCGGUGACGCUGCUUUGUCUCUUUUCAUUUCGAUUUGCCUGAUGGCUCUUUUCAGGCGACUCCUUUCGUCCAAGCUUCCUUCCCCAUCAGUCGCCGCUUUUCUUGGCGCCUCCAAAGAAUCUUCUAAUUUGCAUCGUCGCUUCCCGUUCGCUGCCGCCGCUGCCAUCUUCGGUGGCGCCGCCGUCUAUUGUUACUCUUCAUCUCCUACCUUCGUUCAACUUGACAUUGAUAGUGAUGAAUCUUGUAUUGCAUUGAAUCCUGAAAAAUGGUUGGAAUUCAAGCUUCAAGAAACUGCAAGGGUCAGUCAUAAUAGUCAAUUGUUCAGGUACUUCAUACUAUUGGUUUUCUUUUGCAUCCAAUUUUUCCCAAGGAGGUUCAAUUUUUUGUCACAAGGUAGUUCUACUCAUUUUUUGUUUUUCAGGUUCUCAUUUGAUCCUACUGCCAAAUUAGGUCUUGAUGUUGCUUCGUGCAUUCUUACACGGGCUCCAAUUGGAGAAGAAUCAGACGGACGGAGAAAAUAUGUCAUUCGUCCGUAUACUCCCAUAUCAGAUCCUGACUCAAGAGGCUACUUUGAUUUAUUAAUCAAGGUGUAUCCUGAGGGGAAAAUGAGUCAACAUUUUGCAAGCUUAAAGCCAGGAGAUAUCAUUGAAGUUAAAGGGCCAAUUGAGAAGCUCAGAUAUAGCCCCAAUAUGAAAAGGAAUAUUGGAAUGAUUGCAGGGGGCACUGGUAUCACACCAAUGCUGCAGGUUGUAAAUGCAAUUUUGAAGAAUCCUGAUGACAACACCCAGGUAUCCUUAAUCUAUGCCAACAUAUCGCCAGAUGAUAUUCUGCUGAAAAAUGAACUUGACAGACUAUCUGCUAGCUAUGCAAAUUUUAAGGUAUUUUACACUGUGGAUAAACCUAACAGAAAUUGGCGAGGAGGUAUAGGAUAUGUAUCGAAGGACAUGGUCUUGAAAGGCUUACCCAGUCCAGGGGAAGACACAUUGAUACUUGUAUGUGGUCCCCCAGGUUUGAUGCAGCAUAUAUCUGGAGAUAAGGCAAAAGACAGAUCACAAGGCGAGCUCACAGGGAUACUCAAGGACGCGGGAUACACAGAAGAUAUGGUUUACAAAUUUUGAAUGAAAUAAUGUUGGAUUUAUAACAUGCAUCCUUUCCAAAUUCCACUUGAUAUAGAUUGUGAAGAGAAAUAGCAAUCUAGUUCCUUUUUAUUUUCGAUAUCUGGAAAUCUGUGGCAUUUACAAACUACGGAUGCGUUUAUUUGUACUAAAUAAGCUGCGUUACUAAUCAAAGUUUGUUGAUUUGAA
Molecule: messenger RNA, 1336 nt
Organism: Zingiber officinale
Lineage: Eukaryota; Viridiplantae; Streptophyta; Magnoliopsida; Zingiberales; Zingiberaceae
Product: NADH-cytochrome b5 reductase-like protein
Exons: 12
Coding region: 74-1150 (358 amino acids)
Molecular function (GO): cytochrome-b5 reductase activity, acting on NAD(P)H
Source: RefSeq, a predicted model, not a curated record